Messenger RNA from Chondrus crispus (carragheen), 1325 nucleotides. RefSeq lists its product as hypothetical. NCBI's taxonomy places the organism in Eukaryota, Rhodophyta, Florideophyceae, Gigartinales, Gigartinaceae. The record is from RefSeq and is a predicted model, not a curated record. The coding region runs from base 1 to 1158 and encodes 385 amino acids. The transcript has 2 exons.
AUGUCGACGACGUCCAGCGCGCAAGAGGGCAGCGGCUACGCUUCCCCCGACGCAGGCUCCGAGACCGCAGAAGAGGGCGAUGAUGAGACCCCUCACGUGAACGGAGAUGACGGUCCCGGAACUGACGACAACAACCCCGACCGCAAGCGGCGAAAACUAUCUGCAUCUGAGCACACACGCGAGCUAGGCAAGGAAGAUCGGAUGGAGCGCUACGCGAAAGCCCGCAUCCGGGAUGCAAACAAGAACAGAACCUUUGAGGAAGUAUCGUCGAAACCGCACAAGAGAGGCGGCAGAGGCAGCUCGAGAUCCAGAGCUUCUGUACAAGUCUCGCGCUCACGGUCCAAGUCCCCGGCUACAAGUCAACUGCAGCCUUCGCGUGUGGGGAAGAGGUUGCGAAGACGGCCGCAGAGGUGGGAAGGGGCGAACGAGAGAAGGGAACAGAGGACUGCAAGAUCGACAGCUGCGGCGUCUUCGCGGUCGCGUGAUAUGGACCUCGCGUCAAGGGAAUCGGAUGGUGAGCAAACAGCGUCGGAUUCGUCGAUGCAUUUUGAGCCUGAGCCUCCAAGUAUUGACGAUCCGAUUGCCGAAAUGGCGAGGGCAUUGGCAAGAUGUAGUGCCGAACAUGGUCCGCGUGCGGUUGUGGAUUCGUUUCACACCUGGCAAUUGCAAGCUGUUUCGAAACAGGCUGCGCAGCAGAAGGCUUUGCACGUUUUCUUGAAAAGAAAGCAGAGGAAACGAGCGGCGAGAACACCUGAGCUUGCACGCCUGGAAAGCGAGGCGUUGCGCAACGCCCGUACGGCGACAGUGAGGGCGAAGGCAGAGAAAGCGGAGCGCGAAGACGAGGAGGAGGAUGAUGACGACGUCAAGAAGCCUGAAAAUGCAUCUGAGAGUGAAGCAGAAGAAGAUCGCUGCUAUGUGCCCUCGAAAAUACGACUCCCUCUUGAGGCAUACCUUCCAAGGCGAGUGAGGGCAGAUAAGAUCCCGAUCACUCCUGAGAAAGUUUUCGAGCUAUUGCCGCGUCCUGGUCGAUUGCCAGAGGGAACUAAAGAGGAAAGAGAUGAAAAUGGAUGGGUCCACGUUGAGACCGUGAAAACACCGUCGCUACUGAACAAACAAAAAGCCCCAACGUCAAAACAAAAGCCCACUCGUGCCACAUAACAUGUAAAGCUGGACCUGAAUGAGAUUAUGGCUAUGUCUUGUUGCUUCUAUUGCUCUGUUGAUCGUGUGGUUUCACCAGCCUGUCUACAAUGACUGCAGAUGUUAAAAGCAGCUAGCAGUUUUGAGGCUAGCCUAUCGUUUUCUCUGUCGCUAGCGAACGAGAGCCA